Messenger RNA from Anopheles marshallii, 1491 nucleotides. RefSeq names its product caspase-8. The record is from RefSeq and is a predicted model, not a curated record. The transcript is spliced from 3 exons. Bases 1 to 1491 code for a protein of 496 amino acids. NCBI's taxonomy places the organism in Eukaryota, Metazoa, Arthropoda, Insecta, Diptera, Culicidae. Gene Ontology annotation, biological process: proteolysis; apoptotic process. Gene Ontology annotation, cellular component: cytoplasm.
AUGCUCUCGCAAGAAGAUGUUAAUUUUAUUGAAAAUUCGCUUUCUUAUGAAGAUAAGGUAUCGCUGAUUUUUCUACUGUACGGACACCGGAACCCACAAUAUGCGCUGCAAAUUCUUACCGUAGCGAGUCGAGCUUCGGCUUCCGAGGAAACGAACUUCCUGGUGGACUGGAUGAAUUACGUGCAUCAAUCAAGCGAUUGGGAGGACGAGUUUCUUGAAGUACUGACUAUCAUGGAACAGAACCUUUUGCUGCUACGUGCUGGUUACGAUGACGAUGAGCUGCGGGUGAAAUUUUUUCCACGAACGGCUGAAAUUGCUUGCUUUGUUCACCCGAUGCUGAAGGGAUUGUACCACUUUUGUGAACGGCUUAAUGAUGAGAAUACAUCCAAACUGGUGAAUCAGUUGCAGCGUUCUACGGGCAAUCCUUUACAACAGAAUCAAUGUAUGGAAAUUACUCUACUUCAACUACUUUGCAACGAAGGUAUUCAACUGGGAUUGAAACAAUCAGGCCAAGAAAGUAACCUUUUGGUGCUAACCGCCGCAUGCAAAGCGGUAGAGAUGUACGUCGAGAGUGAUUUCCUGAAGAGUAUCGUAUCGCAUUUUAAUCGUCAUCUUUCCCAUCAGAAUCAGGAACAAUCUGAUGCUAGCACAAAGAACAUUCCCAACAUCUCUGAUGUAUCCGCCGGACACAGUCCAUCAGAGUCUGUAAUAACGAAGGUACAAACGACACCAUCACCUCUGGAAUCCUACACAUUCCAUCCUGAACGAGCAGGUAUUGUUUUGCUGAUAAACCAAUUCACAUUUUACCGCGAAACAAACCCAGAGCUUAUCGAACUGGUGCCUCCUAGACCUUUGAAAGAUCGCAAGGGCACUGAGGUGGACAAAAAAGCAUUGGAAAACCUCUUCACGGAGUUUGGGUACGAGCUGAUAGUAGAGGAAAACAACACACAUCACCAAAUAUUGCAAUCGGUGCAACACGCUGUUCAACGUAUAAAAUCAAUGCACUGUUCAUUGGUGGUUUGCCUACUUUCCCAUGGUCAGGAAGGUAAGGUGUUCGGUUCGAAUAGCAUUCCGGUGGAAGUGAAAGCUAUCCAGCAACUGAUGGCUAAUGAACGACUCACUGGGAAACCGAAGCUAUUGAUCGUGCAGGCUUGCCAGGGUGCGGAUCUGCAAUCGGCCGUCCCGAUACCGAACCACGAACUCGAUGGGAUUGACGGCGAAGAAAGGACGGCAUCGGUGUUUAUGGAUUUUCUAGUCGCCUGGUCCACCGUGCCUGGAUUUGCGUCGAUAAGGCACAUCGAAAAGGGUUCCUGGUUUAUUCAGGAACUGUGUGCAAAAUUGCGUCAAUUGCAUGAAAGUGAACAUAUCAUGGAUAUACUAACAGCUGUGAUAAACGAUGUAUCGAGCAAACGAGGAUAUGGCAAUGAAUGCAUGGUGCCGAUUGUGCAAAGUACAUUAAGCAAAAAGCUUUACUUCCAACGAAGAACUUAA